Trichomycterus rosablanca is the source of this 903-nucleotide messenger RNA. Its product is annotated as zeta-sarcoglycan. The coding region runs from base 1 to 903 and encodes 300 amino acids. NCBI's taxonomy places the organism in Eukaryota, Metazoa, Chordata, Actinopteri, Siluriformes, Trichomycteridae. The record is from RefSeq and is a predicted model, not a curated record. Gene Ontology annotation, biological process: cardiac muscle tissue development; heart contraction. The transcript is spliced from 7 exons. Gene Ontology annotation, cellular component: sarcoglycan complex; sarcolemma.
AUGACACAGGAGCAGUACAUUUUGGCGUCUCAGCCCAGUGCCCUCCAAAGGCCAGGUUGCCCUGCUCCGUACCCUGUGGGCAUUUACGGAUGGCGUAAACGCUGUCUCUACUUUUUCAUCCUUCUGCUUCUUGUCACCAUGAUUGUCAACCUCGCCCUUACCAUCUGGAUCCUGAAGGUCAUGAACUUUACUGUGGAUGGAAUGGGUACUCUACGAGUGACCAAAGAAGGUAUCAGGUUAGAAGGCGUCUCCGAGUUCCUUCUUCCUCUAUAUGUGAAGGAAAUUAAAUCAAGGGGGGACAGUCCGUUGGUUCUACAGUCGGACCGAAACGUGACGAUAAACGCGAGGAACGAUCUCAACCAACUCACAGGACAACUAACUGUGGGUUCAGAGAUGGUGGAGGCACAGUGCCAGCGGUUUGAGGUCAGAAGCAGUGAUGGAGACCGAGUGUUGUUCUCCGCCGACGAGGACGAGAUCAGCAUUGGUACCGACAAACUGAGGGUCACAGGUAAUGAGGGAGUGGUAUUCUCUCAUUCUGUGGAGACGCCACACAUUCGAGCCGAACCUUCCCAAGACCUGAAGUUAGAGUCUCCGACGCGGACUCUGACGUUGGAGGCACCUAAAGGCGUGGAGCUGAAUGCAGGAGUGGGCGAGUUCAGAGCAUCCUGCAGAAAAGAUCUAACCCUGGAGUCUUCGGAAGGAGAGAUUUUACUCAAUGCCAAAUCUAUUCGGUUGCCGAAUCUUCCUCAUGGUAGCGUGGACCCCCUGCUGAGCCCCGGUACCAGUUACCCCAAACCCACCGUGUACGAGGUGUGCGUGUGUCCGAGCGGUAAGCUGUACCUGUCCCCCGCCGAGAGCGCCUCCACCUGCCAGACCACCAACAGCGUGUGCUUAUGGAGCUGA